Paramacrobiotus metropolitanus is the source of this 2066-nucleotide messenger RNA. RefSeq lists its product as uncharacterized. Bases 292 to 1071 code for a protein of 259 amino acids. The transcript is spliced from 2 exons. The record is from RefSeq and is a predicted model, not a curated record. NCBI's taxonomy places the organism in Eukaryota, Metazoa, Tardigrada, Eutardigrada, Parachela, Macrobiotidae.
GUCAUCGCGUACCAGUUAUCGCUUAUCGGAAAUUUAGAACAAGUGUACGAAAAUAGAUAAGACCGAGUCACUCUGUAGUGUAUGCUUAUUUAUCUUAUUUAUAACCCUGAUUAUUUAUUGCCCACCUCGCAAUUAUUUAUCUGGCGGAUUUUGCUAUUUCAGGACCAUAAUCUGUAAUACUUUACAGUUUACAGAUACAAGAGCAAUUUUACGCUGUAGCUUCUGAUGGAGAAAACCACUUCGAUUUUAAAUAGUUCUGCUUUGUGAAAUAUCCAACGAACGCGACAGAAGAUGCACCUAUACGAAGGUGCCGAUCGCCUUGUGUACGAACUGAAUGCCGUUGACAUGGAAGUGAACGGAAUGCUCCAGAACGGCCAUGUUAUCGACUUGGAGGAAAUCGAGGGGAAUCCUCCGCGUCUGAUCGUCGAUUUUGGAUGCCCAACGCAUACAGCGGUCUCGGUAGAAUACGGAAAGCUUUUCCAGUGCUCCCCUAGACCAACCGACGAGCUACCGAGAGAGCGGCGAGAUAAUAAUCCGUCAGAGUCAAGCCGCUGGAACGUUCAGGCGCUUCUACGCGCCAGUCCCGAUCAGCCGUGGAAAUGGUACCCCGCCCACGUUCUCCUGGCCCGCUUGAAGGUCUGGAGAUGUACGCCCUGGUCGAGGUUAUGUUGGACGGGUAUGUCGUUCGCGAGCUGCUUCCACACGUUCAGAUUCGAAAACCGCCAUCCAUGGAGGAUUUGCGGAGCCGAACGCUCCAGCGCUGAAAAACAUCGUCUACAGAGUACAUGGGCUACUUAUACUUUGUUCUGGCUAUGGUUAGCUACAGCAGCAGCAGUUAAAUUCCUUCUGAAAGUCUUUAUCAAAUCUCCACAACUCUGGACGCCCUUCAACAGCUACAUUGUGACCGCGCCGGUGUUGGUUUUCAUGAAAUCUUGCAACAGAAAUGUGGCGCAAAUUAGCAAUUUCUUCGAUUUCCGCUGGAUAUUUGGCGAAUACUGCUGCUUAUUUGUCAUAAUUAGUAACACUGUUCACAGAUUACCAGAGCGAGCAUCGCCUCCGUCUUUGUCCUGAUCAGCAUCAGCCGCCUCUGGGCGGUGACCUUUCCAAUCAGCUACUGAGUGCGGCGUACGCCCAAACUGGCUGCUUACCUGAUCCUUGCGGUCUCCGUCCUCCUUAAUGCGCUGUCGCUGCCAGUUUUUCUCGAUCAUGCCUGCCGAACUCGCGGACCCGCACUCGGAUAUUUAUGCGUCUAUAUCAUUGGCAAUGAUUACUAUUAGCGCGCUCUGUAUGGAUACAUUACGCAUAAGUUGCCGCUGGAAAAAAUCACUUUUAUCUAUCCUGUUGUCUUUGGGAAAACGAAGAUUCUUCGCAAAACCAACGUGGACGCGAUCAUGCAGUCAGUUAACAAAUUUUGUUUUCGUUUUAUGUAUUUAGAUAAAUCAUUAAGUGCAUAUUUUGCUUUACAUUGUUAGCUCUAUCGUAUUAUGCUUCUAAAUAAAUAAUUUUAUUCGGCCUCAGCCAGCAUACAUAACAAUUCGCCUGCUUAGGUAUACACUAAUUAAAAGCAUCAAAUUUUUAAACAUUAAAAAAGCAAACAUUAAAAUGUGUGUAAAUUCGUCUUCACCCCCACGCUUCUUGUGGCCUAUAGCCCGUUUAUUGAAAUGCUUUCGAUUAACAAUUCAUUAGUGAAUGAUUCAUUAAAGGUUUAUAUUUCCGCGAAGAAUAGUGCGGCAACUGUAACAGCAUGAAAAAAUUUUAUAAUAAAUUCAAUUUGUCAUUUUCGUUCGUCUGACUUUAUUGGCAAUCAUUUGCGUGCACUGGGCAGUGGACUGUAGUGGAAUUUCAGUUAUUAACUACACUACCUAGUGGAAUUCAGACUGCGGAAACGUUUUCGGUUUUCGGACUUUUGUCAUGUAUCGGUGUUAGAAUUUCUCGAUCUGGCCAAAAUUCACGAAUGCCCUUAAUGAAGAGUAUCUGGUACUGCAGAAUUGCACUGUGAUCGAUAAAUGCUUCCGUUUCACUUUUCAAAAAUCAAAACGAUGCGCUUUCUGAAGUCUGGACCACUU